Messenger RNA from Zeugodacus cucurbitae (melon fly), 690 nucleotides. NCBI's taxonomy places the organism in Eukaryota, Metazoa, Arthropoda, Insecta, Diptera, Tephritidae. The record is from the annotation of a RefSeq genome assembly.
AUGACAACAUGAGCUGCCCUUGGCCUUCAAGAUAGUGCCUCUCCUCUUAUAGAACAACUUACAUUUUUUCAUGAUCAUGCUCUUAUAAUUUUAGUAAUAAUUACAACUCUUGUAGGUUAUUUAAUAUUUAUAUUGUUCUUCAAUACUUACACAAACCGAAACCUCCUUCACGGUCAAACCAUUGAAAUAAUUUGAACUAUUCUUCCAGCAAUUGUUCUGCUAUUUAUUGCUUUCCCCUCUCUACGCCUACUUUACUUAUUGGAUGAAAUUAAUGAACCUUCAGUAACUUUAAAGGCUAUCGGACACCAAUGAUACUGAAGUUACGAAUAUUCAGAUUUCAUAAAUGUAGAAUUUGACUCAUAUAUAAUCCCUACUAAUGAAUUAGCUACAGAUGGAUUUCGUUUAUUAGACGUAGAUAACCGAGUAGUUUUACCUAUAAAUUCACAAAUUCGAAUUUUAGUAACAGCCGCAGAUGUAAUCCACUCUUGAACAAUCCCAUCGUUAGGAGUAAAAGUUGAUGGAACUCCAGGUCGAUUAAACCAAACUAAUUUUUUAAUAAACCGCCCAGGUUUAUUCUAUGGUCAAUGUUCUGAAAUUUGCGGAGCUAAUCACAGUUUUAUACCUAUUGUAAUCGAAAGAAUCCCUGUUAAUCAUUUUAUUAAAUGAGUUACUAACAGAGCUAACUCAUAA